Bactrocera latifrons is the source of this 1328-nucleotide messenger RNA. RefSeq lists its product as uncharacterized. The record is from RefSeq and is a predicted model, not a curated record. Lineage: Eukaryota; Metazoa; Arthropoda; Insecta; Diptera; Tephritidae.
UGAAGUGUUAACUGUUGCCCUUUGCAUUUUGGAUGAAAAUCUGUGUAAACGCUUAAGAAAGUUAUAAGAGAUUCUGAUUCUGUAUAUGAUUUGUUUGAUAGUGAUUUAACAUAAUGAAUAGAAUUAUAUUGUUGGGUUUAAUUCUUGUGGUGUAUUUUGCAAUAGUGCACGGAGAAAAUUUGUUAAAAACUGAAGGAAACCACUCAUAUAGAAGCCAUAAUACAGACUUACAGUUCGAAGCUAGGAGAAGGAAAUAUCAUCAUCAUCAUAAACUAUGGUACCUUUGGGGAUGGCAUGCUUUGGCUAUUGCCUAUUGGGUUAAAGUGAAACUUAUUGUUGUGGGCUUCUUCGUUGGCAGUGCGAUAUUCGUAGCUUUACGAUAUGCCUGGCCUCAUAAAUGUUCUACCGGUAUCGUUCAUGACUCCCCCACAAUUGUUUAUGAUCAUCCGCCGCCUGCAUUUGCUAACGAUCAUGUGCCUUAUUCUUUCGAUCAUUCGCCCCAAUUCGAUCAUUCAUUUUCCAAUUCAGACUCUGUUGAUCCUUAUUCUGCCUACGCUGGAUCGUAUUCCCAAGAUAUUACAUCUACUGCAGAAGUGGUACCGCCAACGGCAGCAGACACUCACAGGGUCGGUCGUAGGAGUGUGCAUUACUCCACAAGAGUGAAACGUCAACAAUCACAAUCCGAAUAUUUAGGAAAAACCGAGGAUAGAAUUGCCGAAUUGAUGUUUGAUUUCUUAGGCCUGGAUUCAAUGGCUUGUCGACGACGUUUCAUCUGUGAGAUGGAGUUUCGAUCACGACUUAAUCCACUUAGCGGUAUGGCUUUUCGAAUUUUGGGUCGUGGUUUUUUUGAAAAUUACAUGAAUGCUCGCAAUAAACUUGGUCGGGCGAAAUCAUUCACUGAAUGCUCUGCGGUUAACCCAGAGUGUAAAUUUAUAGAGCAAAAUUCCUCGGAUUCAGUAUCACCGGAAGAUCCAGAAGAAUCCAGUGGUGCUAUUGCCACUCAAGAUGAAAAUGAAAUUAUCGGCAGUUCAGAAGAAAGUCAAGUUAAUAAUCCUAGCGUUAAUGUGGAAAUUCAAAAUGAAGGGAAUUUACAAGCGGAACGUAGGUAUAUAAAAUUCCUUAGACAUAGUAAUCUAGAUGGCUAAAAUAUUGAAACGAGACGUGGAUUAAACUGAUUGCCCGAAUGUACGAACAACUCUAAAUUAACUUAUAUAUGUACAUAUAUAUGUAUAGCCAUUAGUGCACGUUGUUCACUAAACUUAAAAAUUAUUUAUGUGUUAUUUAUAUAAUCGUUAAACUUAUAUAUAUAUACAUAUAUGCUAACUAAA